Molecule: messenger RNA, 1394 nt
Organism: Epinephelus moara (kelp grouper)
Lineage: Eukaryota; Metazoa; Chordata; Actinopteri; Perciformes; Serranidae
Product: eukaryotic translation initiation factor 3 subunit A-like
Exons: 2
Coding region: 657-1322 (221 amino acids)
Source: RefSeq, a predicted model, not a curated record
AGAACACAACAAGAACCUGGAUAAACAAGCCACGCCCCCCUGGACACAUCAGCCUAUCAGCAGCAGAGCUCACAUUCGGUCACAUCGAGGCAUUGACCAGGAAGCCUCAGCAGUCAGAGGAACUCAACUUCCUGUCAGUGUUUUACAUUUUUAGCCUUUAAUGUAUAGGACAGACAGGUGUGAAGGACAGAGGGAGAGACAUGCAGCAAAGGGCCACAGGCUGGAGUCGAACCCGGGCCACUGCGGCAGCAGCCUUGUACAUGGGGCGCCUGCUCUACCACUAAGCCACCGACGCCCCGUGAUAUUGGGCUUUAUAAAUAACAUUGACUGAUUUUUGUACAUUUUUGGAUCGGUGUGACAGGUUCUUCCUGUUCUGUCGACGUGGCGUGAGCGCAGUCUGACGCCGUCCUGCUGAUCGCAGGUCGCCUGAAUCGUUUCAACAGAAUUAAAACUUUUACUGGAGAUGGAGAACAAAGAAUCAACUGGGCUGAAACAUUUUAAUAAAUCAAGAUGUAAAUAUGUCACUUCCUAUAUGAACGAGGCUUUGUGUCACUUCCUGUCACCUGCCCUGAGAGAGGAUCCACGUGAGACACAGACCUCACCUGUGCUGAUGGACAUGUCCCUGAGGUUGGGUUAGAGUCCUAAAGGACGUUACAAUGUUCAGACUGAGAUUGGAGGACAGGUGGAGUGGAGGACAGGUGGAGGACAGGUGGAGUGGAGGACAGGUGGAGGACAGGUGGAGUGGAGAACAGGUGGAGUGGAGGACAGGUGGAGGACAGGUGGAGUGGAGGACAGGUGGAGGACAGGUGGAGUGGAGGACAGGUGGAGGACAGGUGGAGUGGAGGACAGGAGGAGGACAGGAGGAGGACAGGUGGAAGACAGGUGGAAGACAGGUGGAGGACAGGUGGAGGACAGGAGGAGGACAGAUGGAGGACAGAUGGAGGAUAGGAGGAGGACAGGUGGAAGACAGGUGGAGGAUAGGAGGAGGACAGGUGGAGGACAGGAGGAGGACAGGAGGAGGACAGGAGGAGGACAGGUGGAGGACAGGUGGAGGACAGAUGGAGGAUAGGAGGAGGACAGGUGGAAGACAGGAGGAGGACAGGUGGAAGACAGGUGGAAGACAGGUGGAGGACAGGAGGAAGACAGGUGGAAGACAGGUGGAAGACAGGAGGAUGAUAGGAGGAGGACAGGAGGAGGACAGGUGGAGGAUAGGAGGAGGACAGGAGGAGGACAGGUGGAGGACAGGUGGAGGACAGGUGGAGGACAGGAGGAGGACAGGUGGAGGACAGAUGGAGGAUAGGAGGAGGACAGGUGGAGGAUAGGAGGAGGAUAGGAGAAGGACAGGUGGAAGACAGGAGGAGGACAGGUGGAAGACAGAAGGAGGACAGGUGGAG